Molecule: messenger RNA, 2811 nt
Organism: Mya arenaria
Lineage: Eukaryota; Metazoa; Mollusca; Bivalvia; Myida; Myidae
Product: mitochondrial inner membrane protease subunit 1-like
Exons: 6
Coding region: 263-697 (144 amino acids)
Cellular component (GO): mitochondrial inner membrane peptidase complex; membrane
Molecular function (GO): serine-type endopeptidase activity
Source: RefSeq, a predicted model, not a curated record
UUUGGUGGGACAGACACAGUACUGUAUAGAAAAAAAUGUACUGCAAGCUGAUUAAAUUCUGUGUAUUCAUAUAAAUGUAUUUUUAAUUUUCGUUCCGUGAAUUAAUUGAAAUAAGUUGUAUUCUGUUCGGACGUUUUGACUUUUGGAUGGUUAAAUCAUUUUUGGUUAUUCGUGAAAAUGUUGUCUGCUAUCAAGAUUGGAGGCCUUCAGCAGAGGUUCUUGUUUGCAGCAUCCCUGGUCUAAAGCAGAAUUCUUGAAGCGCAUGGUGUAUAGCAGUGGCUCAUUAGUGUUCUCAGUUGUCAAAUAUGGAUGCAUCAUACACUGCUUUGUCACUUAUGGCUUUGCUGUCACCAUUUGUGAAGGGAAGUCUAUGGAGCCAUACAUAACCAGUGGGGAUUGUUUUAUAUCGGAGAGAUUCAGUGUGAGAACAUACAGAUUACAGCGGGGUGAUGUUGUUGGGGUGAGGUACUACAUGGAUCCCAACUGCUUCGUCUGCAAGAGGAUCGUGGGCUUUGAGGGAGACAAAGUCUACAACUCCACCACUCAACAUCAUGUCUGGGUGCCCAAGGGUCAUGUUUGGUUAGAGGGAGACAAUAAGGAACGCUCCCUCGACUCCCGAAACUACGGCCCAGUACCGUAUGCACUCAUAGACACCAAGCUGCUCUUUAAGAUUCUGCCCGCUAAAGCCAGUAGAUGACAGUGUUUUUAUUGCCAUAAUAGAUCUACAUAAGUAUUGCAAAUUAUUUAUUUUUACUGAAAUUUUAUAUUUUGUUACAGUUUUGUAUUGUUUAAUUAACAUAAUAAAGAUGUUCAUAAACUAUUUUGUUUUACUGAAUAGUUAAGGGGGUCAAAUAUAAAAUGACCAAAGAUUAAAAUUCAAAUAUACAGCUAUGCACGAUAUUACUGGCAACCACACCAAGGUCCAUCCUAAAAGUUACUUAAACAUCACAAAAUCUUUUGGGUUGGACAAAGUUUCUGAUCAAAGGCUUGCAGAAAUUAUCAUGCUGGUGCUACUGAAUGAAAAUAAUAAACCAAAUAUGAAUUAUGAGUGAGACUGAUGUAACUGAUGUGAUAUGCUUCACUACUGGGCUUAAUGAAGUAAGUUCAAACACAUAAUGUAAUAUAUGUCAUAAGUGAAGUUUCAAGGCUAAUAUUUCCAAAGUAAAUGUUGCACUCUUUUAGGCUAUGGAAAAUGUCCUUUAUGUAAAUACAUUAUGCCUCUAAACAUGGCUAUCAAGUUUGGUAAAAUUGAAUGAUAAAUAUGUCAUACACGGUGAAAUUGGUCAUUUUUUUUUAAAGUGGUUGUGAUAUUAUUCCUCUAAACAUUGUGACCACAAUUUGGUAGGAUUUGAAAAGAAAUGUUCAUUUAGAAAGCGGACAAAGGAUUUGAAAAGAAAUGUUCAUUUAGAAGGCGGACAAAGUGAAUUCAACUUUGACAUUGUAUGGGCCCAAACCUGAAAUGAAUAAUGCAAUUUGGCUUUUUAUUGAAGUUCAGCGAGAUAUGCACAUUCAUCUAUCAGAUAUAUCACAUUCGUUUCAAAAUCCACAUUAGGUAGUAGUCAAAUCAAUAGAGAGAGCCAUAUUGGGUUAAAAUACUAGAUUUUACUCCUAGAUAUUAUCAAUUUUUGAAAAAUCUUUCUCAAUUAUUGCUGGCUUUGAGGGUAUAUGAUAACAUUUUGACAAUACUCGAUCACUGUUUUAUCCCCAGUAACUAUUGCAUAAGCAAUGUGCAAGCAAGAGAACUGUUUUUUUUGGUAAAUUUUGACAAUUCAAGGGCCAUAAAUCAAAAGUAAAACAAGCAUUCUAGCUGUUCAUUAACUAUAUUUAUAUCUUGGUACUGAUAUUAUACCAACUAAAGCUGUCAUUAGAGUGAAUACCACAAGCCGCCUAUACACAGGUAUGGUUAACUAUUUCCAAGUAAAAAGUAUUUAAAUCUGUCAACCCUUUUGGAAACCAUGUUUUUUUACGGUAUGUUGAACAGGGGAAGCAACUCCAUUAAAAUUAAUGGUUAACAAGCUAUAUUAUAUGGUUUUCAACAUACAUGUAUGUACCGAAACAUAUAUCAAUCUGUUAACUCUUUCACAAGUUUUUGUCUUGACACCUGAUUUUGGGCCAAUUCCAUGCUGAAGAGGAGCUAUAAUUCUGUAAAAAAUUGGUAGUUUGUUACCAAAGUUGUCGAACUUACCCUGUAUUUAUGAUGUGAAAUAUUUACCAAAACUAAUUUAAAGCAUUUAAUACCUUCAUGACUUAACAUCCGGCCACUGUUAUAACAAACAGACUGACCAAUAAGCUCUCAUAUAAACCCUUUAACAUACAAUGUAACCAAGUUUGACGAAGAGAUAUACUCAAGUGAGUGUGAGGACAAAGAAUAUAUUGUCAAAAUUUGACAAUUAAUUGGCAAUAACUUAUAGUGGUCGAAAUUAACACAAGCCCACAAGCCCUGCACUGGCCCACAAGCCCUGCACUGGUAAUAUGUCUUCCGGGCUAAUAACUCCUGACAUAAAAGUGCAAACUGGCUGUUGAUCAAAUUUUGUCAUAUCAAGGGCCAUAAUUCCAGAGUGAAAAGUGCAAUCUGGCUGUUGAUCAAAUUUUGUCAUAUCAAGGGCCAUAAUUCCAGAGUGAAAAGUGCAAACUGGCUGUUGAUCAAAUUUUGUCAUAUCAAGGGCCAUAAUUCCAGAGUGAAAAGUGCAAUCUGGCUGUUGAUCAAAUUUUGUCAUAUCAAGGGCCAUAAUUCCAGAGUGAAAAGUGCAAUCUGGCUGUUGAUGAAUUAUUGAGAUAUUAUGCUUAUAAACACUGCGCCACACUUAGGCA